UAUGUCUACUUAUGAUAAGGUAAAAGGUUUAUGUUUCUGCCUCCAUAUGAUAUGGUAAAUAUAUCCAAUUCAAAAAAACAUCUCCAUUCUUCUAAAUGGUAUUAAUGUACAUUUGCAUUUAUUCCCGUUAAUUCCCAUAUAUUCCCACGGAAAGUUUCCACUGAAUAUUCCCCAAAAUGUGCAACCCUAUACAUAAGGCAUGGGGUUGAUUUUUAUUUCAUCUUUUCAUCCAGGAAUGGAGCUUGUUUGAUUGGAGAGCAGUUCUUAGUUCUGAAUGUUCUCAGUGUUUCUGGGCUGGAUUGGCUUGUGUCCGUGCCUCCUUCCUGCUGGAACAUCAGGGGUUUGUGGGGGGUGAUUCAUCUUGUCAUGCCAGCUCUUAUAAGUUCCCUCCAGCCAGGCAGCUAGAUGAGUCAGCGGAAGGAGCGCCGCGGGAUCCACGUGGACCAGUCAGAGCUGCACUGCAACAAGGGCUGUGGUUACUAUGGCAACGCAGCCUGGCAGGGCCUGUGCUCCAAGUGCUGGCGGGAGGACUACCAGCGGGCCCGGCAGAAGCAGAUCCAGGAGGACUGGGCCCUAGCUGAGAAGCUGCAGAGGGAGGAGGAGGUUGCCUAUGCCAGCAUCCAGGGGGCCCAGUCUCAGCCCCUGUCCCAGCCCCAGGCCUCUCUGGCGCCCUUCUCCAAGUUCGAGGAGAAGAAGACCAAUGAGAAGACGCGCAAGGUGACCACUGUGAAGAAGUUCUUUAGUCCCUCGUCACGGACAGCACCCAAGAAAGCCCCCACUGUGGGAGAGGAGAAGCUGACAGGCCUCAGGGACUGGAGAGGAAUGUUUACUCCCCCUUGGGAAAUGGGCUCUCCCACCGAAGAGAACCAGGAGGGCAAGACCCCCAGCCCCUCCAUCAGCCGCCAGUCAAGCAUUGAGACGGACCGCGUCUCCAGAGACUUUUUGGACUUCCUGAAGACCCUGCAUAAGCCCGGCCGUGAGGUCCACAAGCAGAGCCGAGCCUUCAUCGAGAUCAUGGCCAACAAAAAGGACUUGAGUGCUGACGAGCUGUCUGAGUGUGUCCAAGACUUCUACCAGAAUUUGUCCGACCGCCUCAUGACUCAUUUUAAAGGCUCUUCAGAGCGUGUGGAGCGAGUGAUGGACGAGGUGGAGAAGUACAUUAUGACACGCCUGUAUAAGAGUGUCUUCUGCCCCGAGACCACAGAUGAUGAGGAGAAAGACCUGGCCACUCAGAACCGGAUACGGGCGUUACACUGGGUGGACAUUCAGAUGCUUUGUGUGCCAGUGGAUGAGGAGAUCCCAGAGGUUUCAGACAACGUGGUUAAAGCCAUAACAGAUGUCAUCGAGAUGGACUCCAAGCGGGUACCCCGGGACAAGCUAGCGUGCAUCACGCGCUGCAGCAAGCACAUCUUCAGCGCCAUCAAGAUCACAAAGAGCGAGCCAGCCUCGGCCGACGACUUCCUGCCGACCCUGAUCUACAUCGUGCUGAAGGCCAACCCGCCACGCCUGCAGUCCAACAUCCAGUACAUCACCCGCUUCUGCAACCCAAGCAGGCUCAUGACUGGAGAGGACGGAUACUACUUCACUAACCUGUGCUGUGCAGUUGCCUUCAUCGAGAAACUGGACGCCCAGUCUCUCAACUUGGACCCCGAGGACUUUGAGCGGUACAUGUCGGGCCAGGCCUCUCCUUGCAGGCCUGAGGCAGACAGCGGCUGGCCCCAGGUGGACCCUCCUACUGGUUCUGCCACCUCCAGUCCCGCCCUAUCCCAGGUCUACCAGAACCUGGACCUCCUGUCUGGCCUGGGGAGCCGACAAGACAGGGUUCUGGAGGGGGUGCAGAGCCUGCAGAGAGACCUGAUCACCUGGCAGGAGACUGUGGAGCGAGAGGUGCAGGAGAUCCUGGAGAAGUACCCACUGGAGAUCCGCCUGCCCACUCCCUCCGCCAUUGACUCAGACAACGUGGAAAACGACCGGCUGCCGCCACCACUGACGCCCCAGGUGUUUGCUGGGUAAUGUCUCUGCAGAAUCGGAGGCAACAAAGGGCUUCUUGAACAAAUGACUGCGCCUCUCUAAUGUCUUGAGACGUCAUUGGCUCUUCACUUUGGUGAGGUUCAGGAAGUGGUAGCCACCUCCUGUCUCCACUGCUACGCUUUUAAACAUUCUCACAUACUGUAAGCCAAGUAGGCUUUGGUCCAUUUUGGCCCCUAGACCCUUUCCUGAUAGUAAGAUCUGUGAAUGCUAUCUCAGCCUGGUUAAAUUAAGCAUUAAUAGAUCAAAAGGGUGGACUAAGUUUGAGGAAAAGAGUUGAGGGACUGAAAUGGAGCCAAGCCAAAACAAUGCUCCUGCAUGCACAUACUCCUUUUAGACCAGACCUCUUCAAAUCAGAUGGCCUCACACUAUGUAUGGCGGAGUUGGUAUUCGGCCCUAGUCUGUAAUCCUCUACACCCCCGCUGCACAGACCCAGAUGGCACAUCUUGAUACUGUAAGAUUACUUCUCCAGCUUGUAGUGCCGAGGAAAGGGUUAUGUAUUUUUAGAUAGCUGCUGCUGAAUUUGGGAAACGCUGACUUCUGCAUCUUGCAGUAUGCACUCUGCAGAAUUGUAUAAUCUGCUUGCAUGUGCUUUGCUCCUAGCCUUCUUGAGUCUCCAGCAAGGGACCAGGGUGCAGGCUAAUUGUGCGCAAUGGGGGGAAAAGGGAUGCGUUUCAUCCAAAACCAAAGGUCUUAAGCUGGUUCUUAUGUGAUUAUGCCCCAAUGAGUGGUCUCAGCUAAUAUUUGUAUUGGUAAUAUAGAGCGCUUAAUCAUCAGAAAAGUAUGAACUAGGUAGGUAAGGUACUUUAACUUCUCUCGUUAAUUUUAUAUCUCAACUAUGUGUCAGUAUAAGAGCUCUUACUGUAUGUAUUAAAGAACCUUUUUCCUGAUGAUGUGAUCUGACCAGGAAAACUCCUGUUACUCUCAUGUAGGAUGCCCAUGAGGCAUAGUAAUGCAGAAGCAUGCUUCUUGUUAUACCAUGGAAUCGCAGGGCAAUACUUUUUUUUGUUGAUAGUUGAACCAUGGCACUGAUGCUGUAAACUACAAUGUGUACUACAAUAGGGAAAUUAUCCUGUAUGUUCCUAAAUUAACAAUCUAUUAAAAGGGAAUUUCUUCUCCCAGGUACAUAAUAUGUAUUAGUUGGGGAUAACAAUAUUAUUGGGGAAGUUAGCUUUUUAACACGUUAAUGUUGGAUAAACAAUUACGACCUAUGGUAUUAUGAGAGGCCGAGCACAUAACACUCCUCAAUUAAUUUGUAACUUGAACAAAUACUUUUUAAUUGUUUCCUUGGUGCACUGCUGCUGGGCGAUUCCAAGUCAGCGGAAGCAGAAAAUAUUGUUAUCUCAGGUUGUUCUGGCAAUUCUCACAUAGUAACUUCAUUGACAGGAAGGAUGUUUAGCAAGCUUUUUACAUUUGUAUCACAAACCAUUUUUUUUAUCAUGGUGAAACUGGCCAUUUUAGGCCCUCUUUAUACCUACGCUGUACAUGCCUCCUGUAAGACCCUAUGAUCUGUGAACAGUACAUGAUACAGAC
This is a messenger RNA of Salvelinus namaycush (lake trout), 3561 nucleotides long. Its product is annotated as rab5 GDP/GTP exchange factor-like. The coding region runs from base 406 to 2013 and encodes 535 amino acids. The record is from RefSeq and is a predicted model, not a curated record. Gene Ontology annotation, molecular function: zinc ion binding; guanyl-nucleotide exchange factor activity; small GTPase binding. NCBI's taxonomy places the organism in Eukaryota, Metazoa, Chordata, Actinopteri, Salmoniformes, Salmonidae. Gene Ontology annotation, cellular component: cytosol; endocytic vesicle. Gene Ontology annotation, biological process: vesicle-mediated transport. The transcript is spliced from 10 exons.